Molecule: messenger RNA, 2128 nt
Organism: Periconia digitata
Lineage: Eukaryota; Fungi; Ascomycota; Dothideomycetes; Pleosporales; Periconiaceae
Source: the annotation of a GenBank genome assembly
CCGAUUUCGCCGCGAUGUUGGCGUGCUUGCUUCAUCCGUCUCUCCAUCUCUUCGGGUCUCACAUGUGGAUAUCGCGAUCUCAUCUCUUUUAUUCUCUGUCCAGCCAAUCGAUUUAGCUCUCGCUCCCUUUCACAGUCAUAUAUUCCAGAUCAGCAUUAUGACUAUAGCUGGGGCGAUCUAUCUGAGGGCCAAAUCAAUCGCUAUUGUGGGCGCAGGACCAUCGGCAGUAGCUGCAGCCAAAUAUCUUCUGGCCGAGAAAGCCUUCGACAGGAUCGAAAUUUUCGAGCAGCGUGGGAAAGCCGGAGGAAUAUGGAACUAUACUAAUCACCAGCGAAACGAAAGUCUCUUCCGAAUUCCGCAAACAAAUCCUCGCGGGGAAAAUCAAGAUCCAUUUUGGGAACCGAAAUCUACCGAUACAAUCUCGUUGGGUGAGACGGAUGAAAGUGAGAACUUCAAUUUACAGCCAAAUGUGUCUUACAUCAGUCCAAUCUACGAUGAUCUGGAGACCAAUAAUCCACGACCGCUUAUGCAGUUUCAAGGGCAAGAGUGGCCUCCCAAUACCCCAUUAUAUCCACGGCACGAACUAGUUCUAGCUCACGUAGAAGCAUACGGAAAGGAUGUCCAGCACCUCGUGCACUAUGAGACUCAAGUUGUAAAUGUCGAACCCGUCAAUGAGUCAGCCUGGGCAGUCACAACGCGCAAUCUCCGCAGCAGCGAGCGUUCCACGGAAGUAUUUGACGCUGUCAUUGUCGCCAAUGGUCAUUUUAUCGUUCCCCAAAUCCCUGACAUAUCCGGUAUACGGGAAUGGAACAAGUGUUAUCCCGGCUCAAUAACUCACGCAAAGUACUAUCGCCGAUCGUCCGAAUUUACCGGAAAGAAGGUCAUAGUUGUCGGUAAUUCAGCUUCUGGAUCUGAUAUAUCUUUUCAAAUAUGCCAGUCUUCCCAACAACCACUCCUGUGGUCUUGCAGAUCUUCUUCUCCUGCAAACGCCAUAUCCACCCACCUCAGGCGUGAGCUGCCACCCAUAUCUAGAUUCCUUCCGGAGAACCGAACAGUCGAAUUCGAAGAUGGCACAUUGGAAACAGGAAUCGAUGCUAUAUUAUUUGCUACGGGAUAUUUCUAUUCUCUUCCGUUCCUAGAGAACCUUCAACCGAAGCUCAUCACAGAUGGGUCUCAGGUAAACCAUACCUACCAGCAUCUAUUUUAUGCCCCUCGGCCGACCCUUUCCUUCCUGGUUCUUAACCAGAGAGUGACGCCAUUUCCAGUCGCAGAAGCUCAGUCAGCUGUUUUAGCACGUAUACUAUCUGGGAGACUCUCGCUACCAGACCAGAGCAUCAUGGAGGAGUGGCAGCAGAAAACCAUAUCCGAAAGCGUUGUGUCUCGUAAUUUCCAUCUUCUGCCCGCUCCAAAGGAUGCCCAAUAUAUGAACGAAAUGUCUGAUUGGGCACUUAGCGCGCCUCCGCGUGAGGGUUUGGAGAAUGAAGGGCAGGGCAAGAUUCCCCCCCGAUGGGGUGAAUACGAAUUUUGGUGUCGUGAAAAUUUCCCUUCUAUAAGGAAAGCUUUCAUGGCGUUUGGAGAAGAGAGGACGAACGUGACUGAACUGGCUGAUGUGGCGUUCGGUUACAAUGACUUUUUAGAACAUAAGAAAGUAAGGUCUGUGCUAGAUUUUGUGAGUUGAAGUUCUCUCGUCAUGCACUUAGAAGGCUUUCGAAAGGUCGUUUCUUGUGAGCGAAGCGAUUUAGGAGUUUCUGACUCAAUGCCCAAGAAAAAUGACAUUAAGGCGCAGGCAUAUCGUUGCAGCCUUCAUCUCUUGGAUACAUCUUAUCUCAUGGGGUUCGUCAUCGCUACCUUCACACUAACCCGUGACUCUAAUGGUGACUUGUUCUUCUUCUUCUUCUUCUUCUUCUUCUUCUUCUUCUUCUUCUUCUUCUUCUUCUUCUUCUUCUUCUUCUAGGUAGACAGAACCUUUCAAGGGUAUAUAUGAACUGACUACAUAUGCACUCUCGUCACCCACUGCAAUGUAAAAAAGUCCCCUCAAGUUCUCCUUAACCCCAUGAACAUACACAGUUGAAACUUCAUUUCUCAUUAUAUGGGCAGAUCUUGCGAGAUCCUGCCCAAGAUGUUUCUC